UUGUGUAUACUCGUAAAGUAAAGUGAGUGUGAGUGUGUGUGUUGGGAUAAAAAUGCAUUCAACGAUUUUCCAGUGUGUUGCAUUUUUAAUGCUGUCGCAGUCGCUGUCGCUGUUGUUGUUGUUUUCAUGGUUUAUGGAUCACGCCCACGCCGCCUACAACUGCUCAUCGCCGCCGAGCUUUAAUAAUUUCGACAUCAACUCGUGUUGCCGCACGCCGGAAAUCAAUCUGGGCAACGUGCCACAAAAGUGCCAGAAGCACGUAAAUCAAUUGAAAUCGGCGAAUGAGAAAUAUCCGGCAUUUGCGCAUCUGUGCUACCCGGAUUGCAUUUAUCGGGAGACAGGCGCUCUGGCCAAUGGCAAGCUGCAAAUGGACAAGGUUCGUGCAUUUUUGCAGGAGCAAGUGCAUCGACGAGAUCGCGAGAUUGUGCCACACAUUGUGCGCUCCUUUGAGACCUGCACGGAGAACAUUCAUGGUCACAUGAAGUUGACCAACCAGCAGAGUUAUAAAGUGUUGACCCAAGGCUGUUCGCCCUAUGCUGCUAUGAUCUACAGCUGCGUGAAUGCCGAAACCUUUCUCAACUGCCCCACGAAGAUGUGGAAGACAGAUCAACCUUGCAUCGUGGCCAAACAGUUCGCUCAUCAAUGCAAUCCGCUGCCUCAUGUGCCGCUGCCCAUGAGCUAAGCACGCUUAUCUUAUUGUUCGAUCACAUUAGUUUUAAAUUUUUCGGAGUAUUUA
Drosophila albomicans is the source of this 736-nucleotide messenger RNA. RefSeq lists its product as uncharacterized. The record is from RefSeq and is a predicted model, not a curated record. The transcript is spliced from 5 exons. Gene Ontology annotation, molecular function: odorant binding. Bases 53 to 682 code for a protein of 209 amino acids. NCBI's taxonomy places the organism in Eukaryota, Metazoa, Arthropoda, Insecta, Diptera, Drosophilidae.